ACAUCGUGGACAUUAAGCCGGCCAACAUGGAGGAGCUCACGGAGGUGAUCACGGCGGCCGAGUUCCACCCCCAUCACUGCAACACCUUCGUGUACAGCAGCAGCAAAGGGACAAUCCGGCUGUGCGACAUGCGGGCGUCGGCCCUGUGUGACAGGCACACCAAAUUUUUUGAGGAGCCGGAAGAUCCAAGCAACCGGUCGUUUUUCUCUGAAAUUAUCUCUUCGAUUUCGGAUGUGAAGUUCAGCCACAGUGGGAGGUACAUCAUGACCAGGGACUAUCUGACCGUUAAAGUCUGGGAUCUCAACAUGGAAAACCGCCCCAUCGAGACUUACCAGGUUCAUGACUACCUCCGCAGCAAAUUGUGCUCCCUCUACGAAAACGACUGCAUUUUUGAUAAAUUCGAGUGCGUGUGGAAUGGGUCAGACAGCGUCAUCAUGACCGGCUCCUACAACAACUUCUUCAGGAUGUUUGACCGAAACACCAAGCGUGAUGUCACCCUGGAGGCCUCGAGGGAAAACAGCAAACCCCGGGCUAUCCUGAAACCGCGAAAAGUGUGCGUGGGGGGCAAGCGGAGAAAAGACGAGAUCAGCGUCGACAGCCUGGACUUUAGCAAAAAGAUCUUGCAUACAGCUUGGCAUCCUUCAGAAAAUAUUAUAGCAGUGGCGGCUACAAAUAACCUAUAUAUAUUCCAGGACAAGGUUAACUAGGAGGACAAGUUAUUAUUGCUUAAUAAUCUCACAUACUGAAUACUAGUCAAACAUGUUUUUAAA
Molecule: messenger RNA, 770 nt
Organism: Myotis lucifugus (little brown bat)
Lineage: Eukaryota; Metazoa; Chordata; Mammalia; Chiroptera; Vespertilionidae
Product: serine/threonine-protein phosphatase 2A 55 kDa regulatory subunit B beta isoform
Exons: 4
Biological process (GO): peptidyl-serine dephosphorylation
Cellular component (GO): cytosol; protein phosphatase type 2A complex
Molecular function (GO): protein binding; protein phosphatase regulator activity
Source: RefSeq, a predicted model, not a curated record